AUGCCAGCAGCCGCCCCUCCGCACAAUGAUGCCACUGCGCCCACCCGCGCUGAGACCGGCCAUGAGCUGUCCGAUCGAGCCCCCGCCCUCGCGCAUCGCAUGAAACACGACAAGUCCAUCCUCGCACUGGCCGUCUCUUCGCACUCCAUCUUCGCCGGCACCCAGGGCGGCGAGAUUCUGGUCUACAGCCUCGAUACCUACGAGCUCCGGAGGGUGGUACAUGCGCACAAGGGCAGUGUGCUUGGUCUGUGUCUGUCGCAGGACCACAGGUGGCUCUUCUCGAGCGCAGCAGAUCCAAUUGUCAAUGUCUGGUGCACGUCGACGUUCAAACACCUCUAUGCGCUGUGGUCUCCGUACGACAUUGGCGACAUUUUCUGCGUCGCAUACUCGUCCCAGCACCAGACGGUAUAUCUGGGGGCCCAGAACACCAGCAUACAAUGGUAUGACCUGAAAGAAAAAGACACUCGCCCCGCCCCGAGCCUCUCCUCACACCCCGCCGAGCGCAAGAACCGGUUCUUCGACUCCCUCGGGCCAGGCGGUGCCCAAACACCCAGACCCGGCGGUGCAGACACUAGGCCCCGAGAUGCUGCAGGCGGGCAGGAACUGCAAAUCGACAACCGUGACAUUUGCCAGUUCGCCCACUAUGGUUACGUGCAUUGCAUGCUGGUGGGAAGCGGCAUACUACCCGAAGCCCCGUCAGAAGAAGUGCUAGUUUCGGGAGGAGGAGACGGCCGCAUUCAGCUAUGGAGAAUAGACCCGGCACAGCGGGGGAGCAUCUCAGGCAUCUACACACUCGAGGACGGCCGCGAAGAGGGCGAAUCGAUUCUCUCGCUCGCCCGAGAAGGUUCCUUCCUGUACAGCGGACGCUUCGACGGCGAAGUCAAUGUCUGGGACUUGGAGACCCGGCAGCUAGUGCGCAGUCUCAAGGCGGGCACCGGCGACGUGCACACAUUGUCGCUGGGCUCUGGUGUCCUGUAUGCCGGUGGUAAGACGGGUGUUAUGCAGAAAUUCAACGAACACUACGAGACCAUUACCACGUUCAAAGCCCACGAUGGCCUGAUGCUAGCCUCUGCGGUCACGCGCUGCGAAGACAAGUCCAUCCUUGUGACGGGCGGCAACGACGACACCAUUGUCAUUUGGGAGGUCAAGGACUGCGCGGAGCCCGAUGCCGCUACGAGAAGAAGCAACAAUGAUCUCAUGGUGGAGUCGUUGAGUCAAUUCGUUUCGUUUCGGACCGUAUCAUCGCUGCCCAAGUAUCGCGCAGACUGCCGCCGAGGUGCAUCCUACCUGCGAUCCGUCUUUCAGAAUUUUGGUGCUGUAACCGAGAUGAUCAACACAUCCGACUACAAUCCAAUAGUCUUUGCCAAGUUCCGGGGUAACCCGGCUACAGCCGCAUCGCGCAAGAAGAUUUUGUUUUACGGCCACUACGAUGUCAUUGCUGCAGAAAAUGAGCAUCGCAAGUGGAAGCAUGACCCAUUUACUCUCACGGGCGAAGGGGGCUAUCUGUACGGCCGUGGCGCAUCCGACAACAAGGGCCCUAUUAUGGCGGCCAUUUACGCUGCACACGAGCUGGCCAACGAGCAGAGCCUAGACUCUGACAUCAUCUUUCUGAUUGAGGGCGAAGAGGAAAGCGGAUCUCGUGGCUUCGAGAAGGCUGUGCGCGCACGAAAAGACCUCAUCGGUGACGUUGACUGGAUUCUGCUGGCAAACAGCUACUGGCUUGAUGACCAUGUGCCGUGUCUGACGUAUGGCUUGCGAGGCGUCAUCCAUGCCACUGUGCAGGUUGAGAGUAAGCAUCCCGAUUUGCACAGUGGUGUGGAUGGUAGCGCGCUGCUCGAUGAGCCGCUCAAGGACCUCGUCAUGCUGCUUUCCAAGCUGACGGCUCGACACGGAAAGGUGCAGAUUCCGGGUUUCUAUGACCCUAUCCUGCCUCUGACGGAUGAUGAAAAGGACCUGUACACGGAAAUCACCGAGACGUUGCUGCGGAGUAAUCCAGACCUGGGCGACGCAGACGAGCUGGCACAGUCACUGAUGCGCCGAUGGCGAGAAGCAUCUCUUACCAUACAUCGCUUUCAGACGUCGGGGCCAGAAAACUCGACGAUUAUCCCGCGACUUGCAAAGGCUGCCCUGUCGAUCCGUCUGGUGCCGAACCAGGAAGCCGGAAAUGUAGCCGAGGCGCUCAAGUCGUUUCUGCAAGAACAAUUCGAGGACCUCGACUCGAAGAACGAACUCAAAGUGACGAUUGACCACCAGGCCGAGCCAUGGCUGGGCGAUUUCAACAACGAGAUCUUCCAGACGCUCGAACGCGCCAUCAUGUCCGUCUGGGGGCCGAGACUGGGUCAGCGAAGAGAGAGCAUGCCAGCAGCCAAAGCCUCGGACUACUUUUCUGCGCACUCUAGAAACAGCUCAGAAGCUGUGACCAAGAAGCCCACUGUUCCCGCGACAUCAAACACUCUUGCCAAUUCUGCUGACCCUUCACUUUCUGGCGCAGGCCCUAGUUCCGGCACUUCAACGCCUGAUACAGCAGAGACGGGCAUCCCACGCAAGCCCCUUUACAUUCGCGAAGGUGGAUCUAUCCCUACUAUUCGGUUCCUUGAAAAGGAAUUCAAUGCACCUGCCGCCCAUCUUCCGUGUGGCCAAGCAAGCGACAGCGCGCAUUUGAACAAUGAGCGUCUGAGGCUCGUCAACCUGUACAACAGCAAGAAGAUUUUCAAAGAGGUGUUUCGCGAGUUGCCGAGGAAGUCGUCAUGA
Messenger RNA from Exserohilum turcica Et28A, 2751 nucleotides. RefSeq lists its product as uncharacterized. Lineage: Eukaryota; Fungi; Ascomycota; Dothideomycetes; Pleosporales; Pleosporaceae. Gene Ontology annotation, molecular function: protein binding; peptidase activity. Bases 1 to 2751 code for a protein of 916 amino acids. The transcript has 6 exons. The record is from RefSeq and is a predicted model, not a curated record. Gene Ontology annotation, biological process: glutathione catabolic process; proteolysis.